Messenger RNA from Epinephelus fuscoguttatus (brown-marbled grouper), 3666 nucleotides. RefSeq names its product guanine nucleotide binding protein (G protein), gamma 12a (gene gng12a). Gene Ontology annotation, biological process: G protein-coupled receptor signaling pathway. The record is from RefSeq and is a predicted model, not a curated record. Lineage: Eukaryota; Metazoa; Chordata; Actinopteri; Perciformes; Serranidae. Bases 40 to 258 code for a protein of 72 amino acids. Gene Ontology annotation, molecular function: G-protein beta-subunit binding. Gene Ontology annotation, cellular component: heterotrimeric G-protein complex. The transcript has 3 exons.
UGCCUGUACAUUGCCCCGGCCAGUGUUGUUUUGCCCAGGAUGUCUUCGAAGGCUCACAGUUCCAACAACAUCGCCCAUGCCCGGCGGACGGUGCAGCAACUGAGAAUAGAGGCGAGCAUUGAGAGGAUAAAGGUAUCCAAGGCCUCUGCAGACCUUAUGAAUUACUGCAGUGAACAUGCCAGAAACGACCCUCUCCUUAUGGGCAUCCCCGCCUCAGACAAUCCCUUCAAGGACAAAAAACCCUGCACUAUAUUGUAGUGGAUGCCACUUAGCCUUUACCUGUUUUUUUUUUUUUUGUUUUGUUUUGUUUUGGGUUUUUUUUGCUUAUUAAUGUUGCUGUAUUCUUUUUGUUGGGAGGAGUGAGGGGUGGACUGUGAUCAUAUUGUUACCAUGUGUUCACCUGAUCUGCUAAGAAAUCAGCAAUUCAACCAAUUCAAAACAGUAACGAGCGAAAAAGGCCCCACUAGUGCCGCUAUUCAGUUUGAGCUCUGACCACUAACAAGACUUUGGCUGCAUGAGAUGGCAUCAGGUACAUCAUUGCAUCAAUAAUAAUGAACAGCAGAGAUGAUUUUCUGAGUAUUAUAACAUCAUUGGGUGGAUUUGGUCCCUCCCACUAUGUGUAAACAGUCUCAUCUCCAUUGAGCAGAGACUGUUACUGUCGCUCUGGUUUGCCUUGAUUCAUACAGCCAAAGUUUCCCUUCAGUCUUUUAAAAGCAUAUUAUUUUUUAGAUGGAUAAUAUUGGCUUUUAGUAUGUAGCUUCAGACGUUCCACCAGUAUUUUACAGAGUUUGUGCAGUUUCGAUCACUGUGGUCAGUGGUCAGGGUUUACAUCGAGCCUCUACUCAAAUGUUACCAUGAUGUAUCUUUGACUGGGAACAGUAACGUCACCAUAUCUGGUGUGAAAUUCAGAUACUCAAAGUAUUCCGCUACCCAGCUCUGACUGAUCCACGACAAUCUACAUGCUGUUUAAUGCAUUGUUUUCCUGUCUGGUAAUAGCAAUGUGAUAGCAACCCAGUCGCCAGAGUAAAUGUUGGCAUUGUACGCAAACCACAGAUAUCUGUAUGUUUCAUGUGUAGUGGAUAACUUGAAACUUUAUGUUUCAAUUUUAGGUUGCUGGAAUGCUGUAGUUAACCUGUGGUUAUUCAGGCUUAAAAAAAAUUACUUAUAAUUAGGGCAACAUCAUGAUUGGGCAUAAAAUACCAGGCUUGGUUGCCACAAACAUGGCUGGAGAUGACCCAAUGUUGAAUUGUUGAAAAACAACAGGUUUUGUCACUGCAAACACAGCUAGAAGUGUCCCAAACUGUUGUUAAAAAAUUACCUGGUAUUGUCCUUACUGAUGUGGCUGGAAAUGUUCCAACCUCUCGUUAAGAAAAUACCUGUUUUUUCCGCUACAAAUGUGGCCGUAAAUGUCCCAGACUGUUGCUAAAAAAAAUACCCACUAUUGUCACCCAAAACAUGGCUGAAAAUGUCCUGACCACUUGUUUAAAAAAAACACCCAAUUUUGUCGCUACAAACACAUGGCUGACAAUGUCUAGAGGUCUCGUCAAAAAAUACUCAAUUUUGUCGCUCCUAACGUGUCUGGAAAUGUCCCAACCUCUUGUUCAAAAAAAUAACAGGUUUUGUCACUACAAACGUGGCUGGAAAUGUCCUGACCUCUUCUUAAAAAUUACCAGAUUUUGUUGUUACAAAGACAGCUAGAAAUGUCCGUUGUUAAAAAAUACCUGGAUUUGUCACUGCUAACGAGGCUGGAAAUGUCCCGACCUCUUGUUAAAAAAAUACCAGAUUUUGUCGCUACAAACACAGCUAGAAAUGUCCACGUCUGUUGUUAAAAACAUACCUCGAUUUGUCGCUACUAACGUGUCUGGAAAUGCCCUGACCUCUUGUUAAAAAGUAUCAGGUUUUGUCACUACAAACGUGGUUGUAGAUGUCCAGACCUCUCAUCAAAAAAUACAUGAUUUUGUCACGACAAACACAGCUGAAAAUGUCUCCUGUUAACUCCUGUUAAAAAAUACCAAGUUUCAUUGCUACAAACGUGGCUGGAAAUGUCUUGAACUCUCAUUAAAAAAUGCCAGCUUUUGUUUCGUUUUGAACAGCAGUCUUCUGUCUGCUGUUUGGCCCGGUUGGAGUUGGCAGCCAUCUCAUGUAGGUGUCACACCAUCUGCCUUCCCCUCCUCCUCCUGAACGUAGCCUAUUUCAUAUACAUAUCAUCUGAGCUAUGUCACUUUAGAAAUGUUGAUACAUAGGAAAUGAAACGUACCUGUGGUUUGCAGAAACAUACGACACCAACAUUUUCUCAGGGCGACUGGGCUGAUUAACGUGAUACAGUGUUGUCUUUAGCGGAUUUAAUGAACCAUCAUGUGGAGAUAAAAUCCAUAUAAACAUCUUUAAUCUAAGGUCAUCUAUGCUCAGAUUCAAGCCAUUGGGAUAAUGCGACCCCGCUGCUGUGAUGCUUUUGGAAAUUUUACAGCCGUACAUGUAAAAUACAGAAUGAAUGAAAAUGCUUAAUCACAUAAUGCAGUGCAGUUUUUGUUUUUUUUUUUGUUUGUUUUUUUUUGGAAAGUGUGACAUUGUAUGCAGGGUGACACUGUGUAAUGAAGUCCCUGGGACCAAGCCAAACCAAUGAUACUGCAUUUUAAAAACAUCUAAAUAUGCGUCUGAAUGAGACGAUUCGUAGCCAUUCCUUCUGAAAACUUUCUGUGGUACGAUAUUUUUAGGACGCUGACGGCACGAAGCACGUCAGUGAGUGUAACGCAACACUGUGAGCCACGCCUGCUUGCUCAGCACAAGUGUCUUAGUCGAGCGAAUGUGCACAUCGUUGUCUUAAAGUGUUUUCGGCACAAGUGUUGUAGGUACAGGUGCAAAUGGUGGUGUGCAUUGAUGAUGAAAACCACUCUCUCAAGACUGCUCUCAAAUUUUUCAUGUGUUUGGAUUUAAACUAUAACGUUUGUGUCGGUGGGGGUCUUCAGUCUUCUGUCUAACAUGUCCUUCAUGUUGUGAUUCUCUGGGGGAACAGCUAUGAUUAAUGUAACAAAAAACAGAAUAGAAAGCAUAAAUUAAGAUUUUCUUACACUCUAAAGCCUUACAUGUUUGCCUUGUAUCAUGAAGAAUACUCUAACUGGGAGUUUGAUCUUAAAAAAAAAAAAAGAUGUUUCUAUCAAAUGUUUUUAUCUGUGGGAUGAAAGUGAUUUGUAUCAAUAUUGUGCCAUCUGUUUCUGUCCACACGUCACCUGUUAAACAUGUUAAGUCGUGUUUCGCUCACCUGGUGCUCCGCUUUUCAGCAGUUUUUUCGGUAUUGUUGCCUUCUCCAAAGGGUACUUUCAGGUCUUCAGAUGAGCAAGAUCUGGUGUUAUUAUCCAGUUGUAUUUUUUAUGAUUGUCUCUAACAGUUCUUCUUACUUGCAAUAAAUCAUUGCUGUAUGCCUCUUAAGGAAAAGUUCAGAUUAUCACUGCCAUGUUAUGAUUUCUGUCCAUUCUGCAACUCCGUAACGGCCUUAUUGUACCAUUGAUAGAUUAAUUUAACUGUCAAAAUCUGCAUUUUGAUAAAUGUCUUUAUUAAUAUACCAACCUUUGUAUGGAGACUUAACUGAGAUUAAUAAAGUGAAGCAUUCCUACAGUACAGUACUGUACUAAUAUCUCAAUAAAGAUGUGUUGUGCUGCACAGUCAGAA